Molecule: messenger RNA, 711 nt
Organism: Ailuropoda melanoleuca (giant panda)
Lineage: Eukaryota; Metazoa; Chordata; Mammalia; Carnivora; Ursidae
Product: DNA mismatch repair protein Msh2-like
Exons: 2
Coding region: 16-435 (139 amino acids)
Source: RefSeq, a predicted model, not a curated record
AAAGGACAGGGUGAGAUGGGUAGGUUCCGUUUACAUCGGUUGCUCUCUCUUUCUGCCCUGCUCCUCACUGCCCCCAAAUUUCUUACAGGUGUCUGUGAUCAGAGUUUUGGGAUUCACGUCGCAGAGCUUGCCAAUUUCCCUAGGCAUGUAAUAGAGUGUGCGAGACAAAAGGCUCUGGAGCUAGAGGAGUUUCAGAAUAUUGGAGAAUCACAAGGAUAUGAUGACAUGGAGCCAGCCGCAAAGAGGUGCUAUCUGGAAAGAGAGCAAGGUGAAAAAAUUAUUCAGGAGUUUUUAUCCAAGGUGAAGCAAGUGCCUUUUACUGAAAUGUCAGAAGAAAACAUCACAAUGAAGUUAAAACAGCUGAAAGCUGAGGUAAUAGCAAAGAAUAAUAGUUUUGUAAAUGAAAUCAUUUCACGAAUCAAAGUUACUACAUGAGAAAAUCCCACCAAAGGAGCGAAGAGAAUUCUGAUAAGCUGUUGUCUUUAACACUUUUGUAUUGUUUUUUAUUAACCCUGUUUUCAUAUUGCCGGCAAUUUGAGACCCAUGGGAUAUCAACUUAAUAAAAUAUUUAAUAAUACUUUGAGUACAUUUUCAAAGAUUUUUAUUUUGGAAGAAUGAGAGCUGUAGCUGAGGAAUACUUAAAUGGACAUGGGCAAUAGUAGGCAAUGUGUUGAAUUUCAUAAAUAAAGUCAUGUAGUUUGUGGAAUUUGA